CCAUUUCUGGACUUUCUUCCUCCCUUCAAUUCAAACCCAUAAUAUCAACUCAUAAUUAUUACUAUUACCUCAACUUUUUGGAAAAUCAUUCAACCAAAUUGCCAUACUUAAGUACGAAUUAUUGCGUGAUAUAUCAACAAAAAAAUUUAAAAACUUUUUUGAAAAUAUAAUUUGAUGAUAAAUCACGGUCUAGAUUUUAUUUUUAUUUUUUUACUACAGUAUUUUAUUUUGGUCAGUUCCCAACACACACGGCUUAUAGUUUAUACUGUUUUUUGGACAAUAUUAGUUCAGUUCAGCCUAACUGGUUUUACCGGCCGGUGGUCCACUUAAGGUUGUUGGACCAAGAGGUAGUUGCUAGAGUUUCAUACUUGACUCAGUUUACUUUUAUUUCCCGCGAGAAUAUUAUUCCGGACACCCCCUUUUUAUAAUAAUAUAAAGAAAAAAUCAUUGAUCUGAAAAAGUCCCACGUAGGUAUCAAACAAGUCAUCUAUAAAUAGACAUUCAUCACUUGCCUGAUUUCACUAGAUUCAGCUCUCUUAAAUUAGUGUAAAAACCCCCAAUUUGUUGAAGUUUCUUGGGUUCAUUCUGAACGGUUGAAGGGAAAUGGCCCGCAAGAAGAUCAGAGAAUAUGAUUCCAAGAGACUGUUGAAAGAGCACUUCAAGAGGCUCGCUGGUUAUGAUUUGGGAAUUAAAUCAGCCCAAGUGAGUAUUAUGUAUUGCAAUUUCGGAUCUCUUCUAUAUAAUUGGGCGUUUUCUAUGUAGUCAUUCCUUUUUAAGAAAUUUUCAUGAUUUGCUUCUCAUAAGGCGUUUGAUUCAUAACAAAGAAAUUGUUGUCAGUUUGAUUUUGGAGACUAUCUAAGUUGAUUGAGUGAGGUUGCUUAGUGGAAGAAAGGAUUGUGAGAUACAUUCCCAAUGCCAGAUCCCUUGCAGGGUUGUCUUAGAAUUAUCCGUCAAGUUGUUUGAGCUAAUUUAGGGGUAACUUUGUCGGAUCCAGUAGUGUACCUUGUCGAAUCACAUACCUCAUGUUGGAACUCCUAACUGGUGCAAUGUGAUUAUUGGAUUGAUGCAUGAACACUGAAUGCAUUAGUUUUCAUGGCAGCAAGCACUUUGGUUAUCUCUUGAUCUUGUGUCUCUUAAUGUGUGCUAGGUUACUGAAUCAACUGAUUUCAAUGAGCUAGUUGAGAAAGAGCCUUGGCUGUCCUCGACAAAACUUGUUGUCAAACCUGAUAUGCUAUUCGGAAAGAGAGGGAAAAGUGGGCUAGUUGCUUUGAAUUUAGAUAUGGCUGGAGUUGCUGCUUUUGUGAAAGACCGCCUUGGCAAAGAGGUUGAGAUGGGUGGUUGCAAAGGACCAAUUACAACAUUCAUUGUUGAGCCAUUUGUACCUCAUAAUGAGGAAUUCUAUCUUAACAUUGUGUCUGAGAGGCUUGGUUGUAGCAUAAGCUUCUCGGAAUGUGGAGGAAUUGAUAUUGAAGAAAACUGGGACAAGGUUAAGACCAUCUUUGUGCCCACAGGGGUGUCUUUUACCUCAGAAGUUUGUGCUCCCCUUAUUGCCACCCUUCCUCUGGAGAUCAAAACUGUGAUGGAAGAAUUUCUCAAAGUAAUAUAUGCACUCUUUUUAGAUCUGGACUUCACAUUCCUAGAGAUGAAUCCUUUUACAUUGGUUGAUGGAAAGCCUUAUCCCUUGGAUAUGAGAGGAGAGCUUGAUGACACAGCUGCCUUUAAGAACUUCAAAAAGUGGGGAAAUAUUGAAUUCCCGUUGCCGUUUGGAAGAGUUAUGAGUGCUACUGAAAGUUUUGUCCAUGGACUGGAUGAAAAGACAAGUGCAUCUUUGAAAUUUACCGUCUUGAACCCCAAGGGAAGAAUUUGGACCAUGGUGGCUGGAGGAGGUGCCAGUGUCAUUUAUGCUGAUACAGUAGGAGAUCUUGGCUAUGCCUCUGAGCUUGGGAACUAUGCUGAAUACAGUGGUGCUCCCAAUGAGGAUGAGGUUUUGCAGUAUGCCAGAGUUGUAAUUGACUGUGCAACCGCAGACCCUGAUGGCAGGAAGAGAGCUCUUUUGAUAGGCGGUGGAAUAGCUAACUUUACCGAUGUUGCUGCUACAUUUAAUGGCAUAAUUCGAGCUUUGAAGGAGAAGGAAUCAAAGCUUAAAGCUGCCAGGAUGCAACUUUAUGUUAGAAGAGGUGGUCCAAACUACCAGAAGGGACUUGCCAGGAUGAGAGCUCUUGCAGAGGAAAUUGGCAUCCCAAUUGAGGUGUAUGGACCUGAAGCAACCAUGACAGGAAUAUGCAAACAGGCAAUUGAGUUCAUCACCGCUUCUGCGUAAACUUCCACAUUCAAUCAAUCAUGUCAUCGAUCUAAUUCUUCCCUGUUUCAUUUUCGGUUUCUACUUUUGCAGUGUAAUGUAUUGUGAAACUUUAGGAAUCAUGUAUCAUUUGUAUUUGCAAUUUUUACACAAGUAGCCUCAAUAAUAUCCUAUCUGAGCAGAGUAACCUUGAAUGUUUUGCCCAAUUGCCCAAACAGUGAAGGAUUCUGGUAUUUAGUACUCAUUAAAUUAAAAAUCCUAAACUUAGGUCACAACUAUAAAAAGGUAAACCAAAUGUAGUUAUAAUUCAUGUUCUAAAGAGACUACAAAUGAUGGUUAGCUUUCUAUAUAACGUAAGCCAGCUAAAUUCCAUCCAACGUAAUCGCAGGGACUUUUCUUUCAUUUCCCCUUGUGAGGAAUUUGCAGAUCUUCCUCUAUACUUUUCCUAGGAUUUGAAACCUUCAACUUCAAGCACUAAUCCUUUGAUUCCUUUCUUUCAUUUUAUUAUCAACCUCAAAGAGAAAUGCUCCUUUCUUUCCGUUUAAAUUUGAUACACAAAAGAGAGGCAACGCCUACUAACUCAACCAAUCUAGCACAUUCGGGAUGAUUAAUGAAUGUACAUUGUGAUGGAGCCAAAUUGAACACUUUAAUGCGCAUCAUGGUGCCAGCUGAAAUAGACACCAAAGCCCCAUUGGCCACCAAUGAAUUCACAGAAUCAGCUUCAGCUAAAUGUCUCUUCGAUGGACUUGCUUCACCCGACCUGUCCCACAUAUUAUCUUCAAGAGCUCUGGUCUUCUAGAUGAGGAAGAUUAGCUGAAGACCGGAAUUAUAUUAUGUCGCCAAAACGAAUGAUUAAAAAGUCAUAAUACAUUAGAAAGGGACAAAACAUGUAUUUUUUAAGUUGGAAAAAUAAAUUGGAACACAAGAAUGUAACAUAUUUCUUACAGUAAAAAAAAGAAGAAGCUAAAAAAAGGAGAAGCUGGUUCUAUCCAUAGCGUAUCGAUAUGUUUUUCAAUUUCGGGAUAAGGUUUAAAUUAAAUACAGGAUCAUAGAGGAAAGUGAUACAUAUCUGCAAACAAUAGGAAUUCUUCAUCCAAAGACAAUACUACUGGUGGAAACCGAGUCGAGACAUAAAUGAGGAGAAUCAGAGAAAUUUGUGGC
Messenger RNA from Oldenlandia corymbosa var. corymbosa, 3460 nucleotides. The record is from the annotation of a GenBank genome assembly. NCBI's taxonomy places the organism in Eukaryota, Viridiplantae, Streptophyta, Magnoliopsida, Gentianales, Rubiaceae.